Gastrolobium bilobum is the source of this 2082-nucleotide messenger RNA. Its product is annotated as increased DNA methylation 1-like. The transcript has a single exon. Gene Ontology annotation, molecular function: transcription corepressor activity; acyltransferase activity, transferring groups other than amino-acyl groups. The coding region runs from base 1 to 2082 and encodes 693 amino acids. Lineage: Eukaryota; Viridiplantae; Streptophyta; Magnoliopsida; Fabales; Fabaceae. Gene Ontology annotation, biological process: negative regulation of DNA-templated transcription. The record is from RefSeq and is a predicted model, not a curated record.
AUGGCUCCUAGUUCGGCUCCUGCAGUAUCUAUUGAACCAGAGUUGUGCCCUCAUGCAGUAAUCGACUGGUACAAAUUAACAGGAUCAACAGAUUAUAGGCGAGGUAGGGGGAAAAGAGACCUAUCCUUAAAAGCAAAGCAACAUCUAUGUGCUUUGGGUUGGAAUUUGUGGUACAUUGAUAAGCAAGGUAGAUGGGAAUUGCGUUAUACAUCACCCAUCAAUAGCAGGAACCAUAUUUCUCUCAGAAAGGCAUGCGAAAGCUGCAUACGAGAGGGAGGUUGUGGGCCUCAAAAUGUUCCCUUGAUUCUGGAAACAAAGGGUCUUCAAGUUGAGCGUGAUCAUGAUUAUCAGCCUUCAACAACUACAGCCAUGUCAUCAUCUUCUGCACAGCCACAAGAACAACCAAGAACAUGCAAGAAACCAAGUGCAAGAGCGCAGCCCAGAACAUGCAAGAAAAAAGAAAGGGAGUCUUUUGAUGAUGAUGAUGAGGUGGAUCACUCUCAACCCACGAGUGAGCUUGAUCAGGCCUCUUCCACUACAGUGAUUUCAUCUUCUGCACAAGCACAUGUGGUACCAAGAAAAUCCAAGAAACAGAGGGCUGAGCCAAAAAAAUCCAAGAAACGACAAAGGGAGUCAUGUGAUGAUGGUGAUGAUGCUGAGUGGAAUCCAAGAAAAGACAAAGGGAGUUCCAUAGGCGGUAAAAGAGGUAAAGUCUUACGAUCAAGGAAAAGGGUGAGGCAUGGGGAUGAGGUACAAAGUUCUUCAAAUCCUCGUACAAUGAUCUCUUGGUUGAUUGACAACGUGGUACUUUUAGAAUCCAAGGUGUUCUGCCGUGGUAGAUAUAAUGUGGUGAAAAAAGGUAAACUAUUGCAUUGUGGCAUAGAAUGUGAUUGUUGUGGUUUGGUUUUCGGCCCCACUAACUUUGAGGCUCAUGCUGGUUGUGCAAAGCACCGUCCAUCUACUAGUAUCUUCUUGGAAGAUAGAAGAUCACUGUUGGAUUGCCAAAGGGAAGCUUUGAGUAGUUCACAACAAAAAAACCAUGAUGCUGUUAUGCAGAGAGACAAUGUUUAUAAAGACAAUGACAGCAUCUGUUCUAUAUGUCGUUAUGGUGGUGAAUUGAUGCUUUGUGAUAGAUGCCCAUCCUCAUUCCAUCUCAGUUGUCUAGGUCUUGAGCAAGUUCCUGAUGGUGAUUGGUUUUGCCCACCAUGUUGCUGCAAAAUAUGCAACAAACCAAAAUAUGGAGAAGAUUGUGCAGAUAAUGUGGAUUGCAGUAUGCUCGUUUGUGAUCAAUGUGAGCACAAAUACCACAUUGGGUGCCUAAAGACUAGAGGCUUUACCAGUAACUUGGAAAACCAACCUAAUAAGAAUUGGUUCUGCAAUGAUGCUUGUGAGAACAUAUUUUUCAGUCUACAAAAGCUGAUAGGGAAACCAAUUCCCGUGGGUGCUGAUAAUCUUACUUGGAUAUUGUUGAAGACCCCGAAAAGUGAUAACCAUGGAGAUCUUACUUCUGAAGACCUUGAGCGCAUGAGUCAAAUUGAAAGCAAGCUAAGUGUGGCUCUUGGAGUAUUCCAUGAGUGUUUUGAUCCAGUUAUUGAUGAUCUCACUGGGAGAGAUAUCAUAUCAGAUAUUAUGUUCAAUAGAGGUUCAGAACUUAAUCGUUCCAACUUUCGUGGGUUCUACACAAUGAUUUUGGAGAGGAAUGACCAGGUGAUUUCUGCUGCCACCAUAAGAAUUUAUGGUCAGAAGGUUGCUGAGCUACCAUUUGUUGCCACCAGGAGGAAGUUUCAAAGACUUGGAAUGUGUAGCAUCUUGAUAAAUGAGCUAGAGAAGCAGUUGACUAACUUGGGAAUUGAGAGGAUGAUUUUGCCUUCCUCUCCCAGUGUGAUAGACACUUGGACAAACUCAUUUGGCUUUGCAAGGAUGACAGAUUUGGAUAAGUCUCAAUUUCUUGACUACACUUUUCUAGACUUCCAAGACACCACUAUGUGCCACAAAUUUUUGAUGAAACCUUCAAUCAAAUGUUUUGAUGGGUAUGUGACAUGCCCCCAAUUUGGCUGGCCUAAACCUUGUAUCGAGCAAUGA